This is a messenger RNA of Auxenochlorella protothecoides, 654 nucleotides long. RefSeq names its product 25.3 kDa vesicle transport protein. Gene Ontology annotation, biological process: vesicle fusion with Golgi apparatus; retrograde vesicle-mediated transport, Golgi to endoplasmic reticulum; endoplasmic reticulum to Golgi vesicle-mediated transport. Gene Ontology annotation, molecular function: SNAP receptor activity. NCBI's taxonomy places the organism in Eukaryota, Viridiplantae, Chlorophyta, Trebouxiophyceae, Chlorellales, Chlorellaceae. The coding region runs from base 1 to 654 and encodes 217 amino acids. Gene Ontology annotation, cellular component: endoplasmic reticulum membrane; ER to Golgi transport vesicle membrane; endoplasmic reticulum-Golgi intermediate compartment. The transcript is spliced from 4 exons. The record is from RefSeq and is a predicted model, not a curated record.
AUGGUGAAACUCACGCUCAUAGCUCGCGUGAGGGAUGGCCAGCUGCUGGCUGAGGGCCUUGAUGGAGAGAAGGAGGAGGGCAUGUACGCGUACAAGACACAAGCCAAGAGCCUCUUCAAGCAGUUCAGCACGAGCAAGCCGCCCCCACGGCAGUCGGUCGCCUCGGGUGACAUGGUGUUCCACACCCUGAUCGACGAGUAUGGCGUCUGCUACCUCACCCUCACAGACAAGGCCUACCCCAAGAAGCUAGCGUACCAGUACCUGGAGGAGCUGCAGAGCGAGUUUUCGCGAAUGCACGGCCCGCAGGUCGAUACGGUCAACCGCCCGUAUGCCUUCAUUAAGUUUGACACAUUCAUCCAGAAGACAAAGAAGUUGUACUUGGACACCAGGACCCAACGAAACAUAGCCAAGCUGAAUCAGGACAUUGCCGAGGUCCACCAAAUCAUGACGCGAAACAUCAAUGACGUCCUAGCGCAAGGAGAGCGCCUCGACAAGAUGCAGGAAAUGUCCACCCUGCUGUCCAAUGAUGCCCGGCAGUUUGCGGUCAAGGCGAAAGACCUGUACCACCAGGCCUUGCUCCGAAAAUACCUGCCGUGGUUCGUGACAGGUGGCAUCGUGCUCCUCGUCCUGGUGCUCAGACUCUGGCUGUACUGA